AUGUCGCUCGCUGCUGAAAUCAAAGAUCUCACGUACCAAUUCCCCGAAACCGAACAGGCUUCUUUAUGGAACAUUGACCUCGCAGUUCCCUGGAACACGCGGACGCUUGUGGUUGGGUCGAACGGCGCAGGCAAGUCGACACUCCUGAAGCUGCUGAGCGGCAAAAACCUGUGCCUGACUGGCCACAUAAGAGUUAAUGGCCUCGACCCGUUCAGCCCAUACUCAAUGCACAAGAACGAGGCCGACGAGUGCCAGAUCACCACGUAUCUGGGCACGGAGUGGUGCCACAUGAGCUUCAUAAAUCGGGACAUCGGCGUCCAGGAGUUGCUCGACAGCAUUGGGUUCAAACACCAUCGCGAGCGCGGCGAAACGCUGAUCGACAUCCUCGACGUGAACGUCAAUUGGCGCAUGCACCGGCUGAGCGACGGCCAGAAGCGCCGUGUGCAGCUCACGAUGGGCUUGCUGAAGCCCUGGCGUCUACUGUUGCUCGACGAGGUCACCGUCGACCUCGACGUGCUGGCCCGGAGUCGUUUGCUCGCCUUUCUCGCGCACGAGACCCAGGUCCGCCGUUGCAGCAUCGUUUACGCAACCCACAUUUUCGACGGGCUCGCCGAAUGGCCCGACAAAGUCGUGCAUCUGCGCCACGGUCGUAUCGUUGAGCAAUUGUCGUGUGCGAACGACAUCAAAUUCGAUUCCCGAGCCGCUAAAAACGUGACGCUCGAUGCCAACGAUAACUCCGUCACCAUCGGCUACGCCAAGUCGCUUCACCCACUCGCGCUGGCCUGGCUGACCCAAGACGAAAACAAGCAAGACACCCAAUUCUGA
Molecule: messenger RNA, 825 nt
Organism: Lachancea nothofagi CBS 11611
Lineage: Eukaryota; Fungi; Ascomycota; Saccharomycetes; Saccharomycetales; Saccharomycetaceae
Source: the annotation of a GenBank genome assembly